This is a messenger RNA of Lipotes vexillifer (Yangtze River dolphin), 1481 nucleotides long. It is a transcript of the gene PRKAR1A, whose product is annotated as protein kinase cAMP-dependent type I regulatory subunit alpha. The record is from RefSeq and is a predicted model, not a curated record. Gene Ontology annotation, cellular component: cytosol; cAMP-dependent protein kinase complex. Gene Ontology annotation, biological process: negative regulation of cAMP-dependent protein kinase activity. The coding region runs from base 131 to 1273 and encodes 380 amino acids. The transcript has 11 exons. Gene Ontology annotation, molecular function: cAMP-dependent protein kinase inhibitor activity; protein kinase A catalytic subunit binding; cAMP binding. Lineage: Eukaryota; Metazoa; Chordata; Mammalia; Artiodactyla; Lipotidae.
UUUCCGGUGGAGCAGCCGAGGAGCAGCUGUAGCCGAGAGGAUUCGGGCUGGGAGGGGAGCGCUGAGGUAGCUCCGCUGGCCGCCGCCUCGACCGCAGUCCGAGCCCGCCGCCGCGCGCCCGCAGCGAGCCAUGGCGUCUGGCAGCACCGCCAGCGAGGAGGAGCGCAGCCUCCGGGAAUGCGAGCUCUACGUGCAGAAGCACAACAUCCAGGCCCUGCUCAAGGACUCCAUCGUGCAGUUGUGCACCGCGCGGCCCGAGAGGCCCAUGGCAUUCCUCAGGGAAUACUUCGAGAGGUUGGAGAAGGAGGAGGCAAAACAGAUCCAGACUCUGCAGAAAGCGAGCUCUCGUGCAGACUCCAGGGAGGAUGAAAUCUCUCCUCCUCCACCCAACCCAGCGGUAAAGGGCCGGAGGCGACGAGGUGCCAUCAGUGCCGAGGUCUACACGGAGGAAGAUGCUGCAUCCUACGUGAGGAAGGUUAUACCAAAAGAUUAUAAGACAAUGGCUGCUUUGGCCAAAGCCAUUGAAAAGAAUGUACUGUUUUCACAUCUUGAUGAUAAUGAGAGAAGUGAUAUUUUUGAUGCCAUGUUUCCGGUUUCCUUUAUUGCUGGAGAGACUGUUAUUCAGCAAGGUGAUGAAGGGGACAACUUCUAUGUGAUUGAUCAAGGAGAGAUGGAUGUCUAUGUCAACAAUGAGUGGGCAACCAGUGUUGGGGAAGGAGGGAGCUUUGGGGAGCUUGCUUUGAUUUAUGGAACACCUAGAGCAGCCACUGUCAAGGCAAAGACAAAUGUGAAAUUGUGGGGUAUCGACCGAGACAGCUAUAGAAGAAUCCUUAUGGGAAGCACGCUGAGAAAGCGCAAGAUGUAUGAGGAGUUUCUUAGUAAAGUGUCUAUUUUAGAAUCUCUGGACAAGUGGGAGCGUCUCACGGUAGCUGAUGCGUUGGAACCAGUGCAGUUUGAAGACGGGCAGAAGAUUGUGGUGCAGGGGGAGCCGGGAGAUGAGUUCUUCAUUAUUUUAGAGGGUUCAGCUGCUGUGCUACAGCGUCGUUCAGAAAAUGAAGAAUUUGUUGAAGUGGGAAGAUUGGGGCCUUCUGAUUAUUUUGGCGAAAUCGCGCUGCUGAUGAAUCGUCCUCGCGCUGCCACCGUGGUUGCCCGUGGCCCACUGAAGUGCGUCAAGCUGGACCGCCCGAGGUUUGAACGUGUUCUUGGCCCGUGCUCGGACAUCCUCAAACGGAACAUCCAGCAGUACAACAGUUUUGUGUCCCUGUCCGUCUGAAACCUGCUUCCCGUGCCUCCCUUUCGCCUCUCCCUGUCCAGGCUUCCCCACGCAGACUGCUCUCUGGCCCCUCUUUGCAGCGCCACGUGGCCAGUGGCAUCGCAGCUUCUUGUCGGUUUCUGUUAAAAGUUGCUCUUAUCGCACAUUUUUAUUUUGGAGCAUAACUGAGCGCUCACACACAGUUAAAUAAAUAGAAGAGUUCUGUGGA